This is a messenger RNA of Musa acuminata subsp. malaccensis (wild Malaysian banana), 327 nucleotides long. NCBI's taxonomy places the organism in Eukaryota, Viridiplantae, Streptophyta, Magnoliopsida, Zingiberales, Musaceae. The record is from RefSeq and is a predicted model, not a curated record.
AUGGGCAACAACGCCAGCCUCUUUCUGAUGCUUGGUCUCCUGCUCUCUGUUAUUCCCUAUAGAGGAGCAUCAGAGAUAGGAACACACUCCAACGAUGAUGACUACAUACCUGUUUCCUCCGUCGAACACCGACCUCUCGACGACGUGAUCAACACCCUCCAUGGCCACGAGUUUCUUAUUCAACUGUGCAAGGAUUGCCGAUGUUGUUCUACCAGAGACCCGAGCAAGUGCAAGACGAUGAGCUGUUGUCACGAAAUGAUCUGCCAGGAGCCCGGCCGCUUAUGUUCUUUGAAGCCGGUCAGCUGCUCCUGCAACGACUGCGGCUGA